Molecule: messenger RNA, 216 nt
Organism: Knipowitschia caucasica
Lineage: Eukaryota; Metazoa; Chordata; Actinopteri; Gobiiformes; Gobiidae
Source: the annotation of a GenBank genome assembly
AUGGACCCCAACAGCCACAGAUACAAGACAAAUCUGGGUGGGAGCGCCGCCCUUCGGCAUUCUCCGGCUCUUUCCGGAGUGUGGACUCGGCUCGGCUCGGAUCAGACUGCUUUAUGUCUGGCUCACGGACCAUGCGCGGUCGCCAUGUUACAGCCUCCUCCUCCUGAACCCGUCACAGACACAGCACCUAAAGGAGCAGCUCCUGAGGACCAGUGA